Messenger RNA from Gracilinanus agilis (Agile Gracile Mouse Opossum), 2745 nucleotides. It is a transcript of the gene GPATCH3, whose product is annotated as G-patch domain containing 3. Gene Ontology annotation, molecular function: nucleic acid binding. The record is from RefSeq and is a predicted model, not a curated record. The transcript has 7 exons. Gene Ontology annotation, biological process: negative regulation of RIG-I signaling pathway; negative regulation of type I interferon production; positive regulation of DNA-templated transcription. Lineage: Eukaryota; Metazoa; Chordata; Mammalia; Didelphimorphia; Didelphidae. Bases 1 to 1593 code for a protein of 530 amino acids.
AUGGCGGCGCCCAGUGCGGCUGAGGUGGCCGAUGAGAUCGUAUCUCCUGUAUACCUGGUGGUAAGCGGGAUCCCCGCGGGACUACGCUCAGCCCAGCUGAGGAACUACUUCAGCCAGUUCCGGGAGCAGCGCAGCGGCGGCGACUCCGGCUUCCUUUGCUUCCACUAUCGGCACCGGCCUGAACGGGCCCUGGCCCCGGAACCAGCCCCGGUCCCAAUCCCAGUCCCCCAGUUCCCUGACGGAGCGGCCGUGCCUUCCAAUCCGUCUAUGGCUCCAGCUCGGUCUCCAUCCCCUGCCCCGGCCUCUCCUGCGACCUGCUGCUGCGUGAUCUCUGUGCGAGGGCCGGCCCAGGCCCAGCGGCUACUCCGCAUGUACUCGGGCCGCCAGUGGCUCGAUUCGCAGGGGAACUGGCUGCCUGGGCGCUGCCGUAUCCGCAGGCUACGGCUCCCAGUUCAGGAGGCAGGUGUAGAUCCCUUUCCCUUCAAGACCCGGAAGGAGCUGCUUAGGAGGAAGGCCUUGAGUGAAGCAUUCACCCUAACUGACCUUAGGCAGCUGCCAGAACUGAAUCCUCCAGCCCUGAUGCCCAAUGGGAAUGUGGGUACCCCAAUGCGUAUCUUCUUAGAGCUGAUCCGAACCUGUCGGCUCCCCCCUCGAAUCAUUACUCAGCUGCAGCUACAGUUCCCCAAGACAGGCUCCUCCCGUCGAUAUGGCAAUGUGCCCUUUAAGUAUGAAGACUCAGAGAUUAUAGAGCAGGAAGAGCUUGUCUACACAGCCCAGGGGGAGGAGAUCCCAGAAGCACCUCGAGGAGCUUUUCCCACAACUAUCCCAACUGGAAUCCAAGAAGAACUGAAAGAGGAAGAGGAAGAGUCUCAUUCAGAUGAUGACAAUGACACAUGUGAGGAGUGGGAGCGGCACGAAGCAUUACAUGAAGACGUGACAGGCCAGGAACGCACAGCGGAGCGACUCUUUGAAGAGGAGAUAGAACUCAAAUGGGAGAAGGGCGGCUCUGGGCUUGUGUUUUACACAGACGCUCAAUAUUGGCAGGAAGAGGAAGGAGAUUUUGAUGAGCAAACAGCAGACGACUGGGAUGUGGAUAUGAGCAUAUACUAUGAUCGAGAUAGUGGAGACAAGGAUGCACGUGAUUCAGUCCAGAUGCGCUUGGAAAGAAGACUACGUGACGGUCUGGAGGAUGGCUCUGUGGUCAACCACCAAGUUGGCACCUUCGAACGUCACACAAAGGGUAUUGGAAGGAAGGUGAUGGAGCGACAAGGUUGGGCUGAGGGCCAGGGCCUGGGCAGUAGCUGCUCAGGAGUGGCUGAGGCCCUGGACAAUGAUGGGCAGAACCCCAGAUGUAAACGUGGAUUAGGAUACCAUGGAGAGAAACUACAGUCUUUUGGACAGCCAAAAAGACCUCGUGGGACCAGUCUGGGGCUCAUCUCCACCAUCUAUGAUGAACCCCUUGUUCAGGACCAGGGUGACCUCCUACUUCGACGACAGCCUCCUACUAGUCUGAAAUUCCGGGCAGAUACGGCCUUUGUGAGAGGCACAGACACAGACAGCUUUUCCUACCACAACUCACCAGAGCCUGAGUGAUAAAGAUAGGAACUCUUUGUAUGGGAUUGGGGGAUCGCAAGAUUUCCCUAACCUUUUGUUCUAAGAGCCAAAGUGGGUGGUUGGCUUUAGGACUUAGCCUUUCCUAGAGAAGAAAAUGGCCUAGAGAGACCUGGGGCUACUCAGGUCUCUCACUUCUCUUUCUUCCCAUAUUCUACCUCAGGACCAGCAAUGUAUGCCAUUUAGGCCUGGUGGGCUCUCUUUAUUGAUUUCAAACUCUUAUUUGUCUCAAGACCAUAUUGUUUUGGCCUCUGCUCUUCCCUAAAACAUUGGUGUCGGUUUUUGCCUUGUCUCCAACAGCCCUCUGAAGCACAGCCUCAUUGGCCAGGAGCAGGCCAUCUUUUCCCUUGAGAUUUCCUGCAUAGAAACACCUGUGCUGGUCAGAUAGAAGGGGAGAGGAUCUAGAAGAGCAGCCCAAGCCCGGUCUACUUCCUCCCUUCUGUGAAGGGCAGACAGACCCAUAAUAGAAUAAAGUUUUUGUUUAUAUAACCAAGUUGUUUUUCAUCCUUAAAGAGGGAAAUUAUCUACCUUCUCCUCCACACACCUGUGCAACACAUUUUAGGAAAGAAAGACCUGGACAAGAUGGGGGAAUAGAGAUCUAUCUGAGAACUGGUUGAAGGUCUAGCCAAAAGAUGGAGUGGGUUGGACAUGGGAGCCAUUUUCAAGCAUCUGACAUUUUUUCUGCUUCAGGCCAAUUAAGCUACAAUGAGCACUGGAUAAUAGUGGCAUAAGGAUUCAAGCUUCAAGUAGGAAAAGCUUCCAGUUAGUGUCAUUCAAAUGGCAUGCUUCUCCUUGAAGGUCUUCAAGCAGAAAAUGUAUAAAUAUUGGUCAGGGACAUAGUGGGGAGAAGAGGGACAGUUAUGAUUGGGUUAAGACUUGAUUCUGUUCCCAUAAAAAUGAAUUUCAAGGAAGGCUGCAUUUGGCUUAUAGUCUGAAUACUGAAAACAUGUCCCUUUAUUUUUACUGAUAAUUAAUGUUGAUAAUCACUUCCCAAGAAAUAAUUUCCUUCACAAUAGUUCUUGACAGAAAAUGUUUAAGCAAAACCAUCUAACACUGGUUAGGACAAAUCAUUCUUAUUUAUUAUAUUUAAAAUAUGCCAAACUUAAAUAAAAUAAAAUAAAAUAUGCCAAACCA